Bathycoccus prasinos is the source of this 933-nucleotide messenger RNA. Its product is annotated as short chain dehydrogenase. The transcript has a single exon. The record is from RefSeq and is a predicted model, not a curated record. The coding region runs from base 1 to 933 and encodes 310 amino acids. Lineage: Eukaryota; Viridiplantae; Chlorophyta; Mamiellophyceae; Mamiellales; Bathycoccaceae.
AUGCCACUUCCCUCCGCCCCAGACUUGACGAACAGAGUGGCCAUAAUCACCGGCGCCUCCCGAGGUAUCGGGCGCGAAGUCGCUUUGGCGUUAGCUAGUCGUGGAUGUCACGUCGUCAUCGCGGCGAAAACCGUCCAAGCGCACCCGACUUUACCGGGAACCAUUUACACCGUCUGCUCGGAAAUCGAAUCGAAAUAUCCAAACGUUCGAGCGUUACCCGUGGUGGUGGAUUUACGAUCCGCGGACGCGUGCGUCAAAGCGGUGGAAGAGACGGUGAAACAUUUCGGCAGAGUAGAUGUAUUAGUGAACAACGCGAGCGCGUUGUGGUGGCAAAACAUGAUCGACACGCCGACGAGCAAAUAUGAUUUGAUCAACGGCAUCAACGCCAGAGGCGCGUUUAUCAUGACGAGAGAGUGCAUGAAACACAUGCUGAAGAAUAAGUGGGGGAGAGUCGUGAGCAUGGGACCACCGUUACCGAAGAGUUACACGGAAUAUGCAGGGAAGACGGCGUAUUACAUGUCAAAAUGUGGGAUGUCCAUGGUCGCGCUCGGCGCGGCGGCGGAAGGCGAGGGAUCGAAUAUUACCGGGAACGCGUUGUGGCCGGCGACGAUUAUCGAAAGUUUAGCGGCGACGAAUUUUAAGUUAGGGGAAAGAGAUACGUGGAGAAAAGCGAGCAUAUUGGCGGAUUGCGUGGUGCAGUUGUGCGGAGACGCGAGGACGACUGGGGAGACGUUGAUUGACGAUUUGUAUUUGGCGAAAUUGGGGAUGUCGCAGAGAGAGAUUCGGGAGACGUAUAACUUGGAUCCGUCGAAAGAAGUGCCGAGGUUUUUAGCGCCAAGUGCGGAUGGGAAAACCAGUGGUGGGGAUUGGAAGAUUAAGAGAGGGGACGUGAAGAAGUUGAAGAAGGAUUUAGAGGUGAGCGCGAGGCUUUAA